AAAUCUCCUUUCCAGUCAUUCGACCUGUCCAGUGGCCAGAGCUCUCGCUCAAGUGGAGAUCAUUUCUCUAGUAAUUGCAGAGUAAAAAUCGGAGUACCAAAGUGAAAACCCAUAACAGUACAAGCUCAGGGGAGCAUUUGGAAAAAGUUCACCCCCCCCCCCCCCCCCCCCACAAUUGAAACCUUGGGAUCAAUUUGGUUUAUUCCCUUUCCUCUUGAUGGAACAAGAGCACACAGACUGAGAAAAAGCAACACAAAGAGGAUAAUAAAGUUCUCGAGUUUUCUAAACUUUUUCCUUUUCCCUAGCCGGCCAUGGAGGCUACAGAAAUCGAAGAUUUCCCACCCUCUCUUUUGCGCAUCAUUCUGUUUUCUGAAAAAAAGGUUGCUUUUAUUUGCUCUUUUUAACUUUUGAAGCUCAGAGUUUAUCUCCUUCAUCAUCCGUCCUUGGCAGCUUCUGUGUUUCUCAUCAUUGAGUGGAAUUAAUCCACGUUUGGUUGAGAUUCGUUUGUAGAGAUAGCUAUGCUGAGAAAUAGAUCAAGAGCAGUGACCACCAAACAAGCCCUUAUGCCAGACCAGAGCUUUCCAUCACCUCCCUCCCAAAAUCACACCAAACCCAUCUCAUCUUUCUUUGGUUCACCGAAUUAUCUCACUGGGUUUUUACUAAAGGGUCAUUUUGAUAUUGAUCACACAAUGAGCCCUACUUCAGUUCUUGACGCCAAGCCAUUCAUGACUACUACUACAACCAACCAGCCUUUUGGGUACGAUAAAAAUCAUUCCAAACCGAAAACCCCCACCAUGUUCUCAGGAAACAAACACCCAUGGGAAGAGUUGGACCCGAAGGGCGUUGGUCUUGCUCUUGUUGACUCAAUGAUUGUUGAAAAGAUUGAUGAAAUUUCCUCCCAUAGUAGAAAGGUCUUGUUUGGAUCAAAACUUAAGAUUCAAAUUCCAUCAAUUCCACCGAAUGCCUUUUCUACUAAUGAAUCACUCAAAUCUCCUGCAGAUUUCGGAAUUAAAACCCGGAAUUCUGUAGUUGUGAAUUCUUUAUCCCCAUUUGGGUCUGUUAAAUCUAGCACCCAAACAAAGGAAUAUCCUGGGUUUCUCUCUGCAAGUGAGAUGGAGCUUUCUGAGGACUACACAUGCGUGAUCUCUCAUGGGCCUAAUCCAAAAACCACAAUUAUAUAUGAUGAUUGUAUUGUGGAAAGGGGAUGUGGUGGUGUCCCUUUGAGGACAUCCGAUAAAAUUGGAACGAUACGGAGUGGAUGCGGUGGUGUAGGGUUUUUUGGAAUGAAAAAGGAGUACAAUUCCAUAUCGGAAAGGUCGAAUUUUCCACCGGAGAGUUUCCUCAGCUCCUGUUACACUUGCAAGAAGAAUCUUGAACAGGGGAAAGACAUUUAUAUUUACAGAGGUGAGAAGGCCUUUUGCAGCUCCGAAUGCCGCUGCCAAGAAAUGCUUUUUGAUGAAGUGAAGAAUCCAGGAAUUUAAUUAUGCUUUGAGGAAUUAUUUGUUCUUGAUUAUUAAGUUCAGGAUUGUAGAUUUUCAUUUUUCUUGCUUUGACCAGUGGAGGGUGACUUUUCAUUCCAGCGACCAAAAUAGCUUAUUGAAUCAGUUCUUUACUCUCCCAAUCCUUAAAAAAAUAAAAAAAAUUAUGGGUUUUUGUUUUGUUGUAAUAUAUUCCUGGACUUUUUUUAUUACCUCCCCUGGAUAUAGACAUAAAGAGAGGUUAUUUUGUAGUGCAGACAUAUAUUGAUGGAAAUUAUUACUAAUUUAA
Molecule: messenger RNA, 1767 nt
Organism: Rhododendron vialii
Lineage: Eukaryota; Viridiplantae; Streptophyta; Magnoliopsida; Ericales; Ericaceae
Product: FCS-Like Zinc finger 8-like
Exons: 3
Coding region: 519-1481 (320 amino acids)
Source: RefSeq, a predicted model, not a curated record